Chlamydomonas reinhardtii is the source of this 2012-nucleotide messenger RNA. RefSeq lists its product as uncharacterized. The transcript is spliced from 5 exons. Lineage: Eukaryota; Viridiplantae; Chlorophyta; Chlorophyceae; Chlamydomonadales; Chlamydomonadaceae. The coding region runs from base 590 to 1615 and encodes 341 amino acids. The record is from RefSeq and is a predicted model, not a curated record.
GCUCUGUAAGCAAGGAUCCAGCAACGUAGGCUUGCUGUUUACGCAUUUAUGUUCGAGAAACCACACAUGCUUGCACGCAGGCUCGGCGAUGCGCAAGCUAGAAGUCACAGUCACAACGCGCACGAGCCGAUUGCACUGAUUUAGGUGUAACCUGAAUUUGAUACAUACCUGCAAUAUCUAAUUUGUUCUGGGUCUCUACGAGUUCGGAGGGAGGUGGGCACGAUCGGUGGCGUUCACCGCGCCCAGCGCAAGGGCCCCCGUGUUAGAUAGGAAGGCACCAGCCGGCGGCGGAGCCCAAGCCGACGCAGUGCCACGCGGACGCUGUUCCACGCGGCGCCGAACAGCGGCAGCAUUGACGGCGCCGUAGCUCUCAUUUGGCGAGCCAACGGGUGCAGGCAUCAUGGCGUUGAUAGGCGCUGCCGUGUGCAGCCCACCAGCUUCGUGUGUAGGAGCACUAACAACAGCGCCAUCCAGCCCCCUAACAGCCUGGCGCAGCGGCCCCUGCUGGCGCAUGCGCACCUCUGCACAUCGGGACAGGAGCGCCUCAACCGCGCUGCCAGUUGCGCUACUUCACAGCAGCGGUGUUAGAAUGAGUGUCCGGAGCAGCGCCGGUAGCAAGCCGGCCGCCUCGGGGCCCAAUCCUUCAAGCUUGUGCACAGCUCGGCUCGGGACUGUUGACCAGCUAGGGAGGCAGCACGCCAGGGGCCCAUGGACCGCGACCCCUGCCUGCAGCCGGCUACACGGUUCAUCGUCACGGCCAGCAAAAUCAACAGCUGCGGCGGCGUCAGCCGCACUCUUCGCCGCCGUCACCGCAACCACCUCCCAGGCCUCGGCAGGUUCAGCGGCGGCUGCAGCCGCCGCCGCGGCGGGCCUUCCGCCCACGCUGGUGGCCGUGGUGACCUUGUUACCGUCCCUGGGCUCUUUCCUGCUGUGCGUGGCGGGCGCGGUGGUGCUGCUGCUGGGCUGCCUGCCUGCGCUGUGGGCGAUGGCGCGGGCUGCGGUGCGGGCUGAGCGGCUCAUGGCGGCGGCGGAGGCGGAGCUGCCGGACACGCUGGCGGCCAUGCGGCUGAGCGGACUGGAGCUCACGGACUGCAUACAGGAGCUGGGGGCUCUGGGCGGCGAGCUGACGCGCGGCGUGCGCUCCACUGCGGCGCUGGCGAGCAUGGCGGAGGCGGGCGUACGCGGCGGCGUGGCGGCGGCGGACACGGCGGUGCGUACACAGCUGCUGCCGGCGGCCGCCAAGGCGGAGGGGCAGGCGCGCGGCGCGGUGGAGACGCACCUGUCUGCCACCUCACAGCUCGGCUACACCAAGCCGCUGGUGUCUCAGGCCAUAUCCGCAACCACCACGGCAGCGCGCCGGCUGCGCACGGGGCUGGCGGUGGGGCAACUAGCUGGCGCGGCGGUGCAGGCGGGGCGGGCGGCACGUGAUGCGUUUGAGCAGCGGGCGGCGCAGCAGGAGCAGCAGGAGCAGGCGGACGCGGCGGCACGGCGGGCGGCAGCCCGGGCGGCGGCGGCAGAGGGCGCGGCGCGGCUGGAGGAGAGCGAGCGGGCGCUGCGGGAACAGCUGGAAGCGCUCAAAGCGAGGCAGCGGCAACAGCAGCAGCGAGAGAAGUAGUAGAACAGUGAGGCUGCCAUUCUAUGAGCGAUGAGGUGGUGCUGAUGGAGUGGCGUACGGAUGUUGAUGUGGUUAUGAGAAUGGGCGGCACAACCCGCUUCGCUAGGCACUCCGGCAUGUGGCACGGUUGGUAGGACGACUGGGAGUGGGCGUGUGAUGGGACAGGGUUCAAGGCAGGUUGGCGAGGUCCCGUAGGGUGCAGCUGAUGCCCAGACCCGUAAGCAGACAGCAAACAGUUGGCAGUGGCAGAGCAGAAGUGCAUGGCUGGUCGAACGCCGGCGUUACUGUACCGACAAGUUGCUGGCUGGCUGGAAGUUUGCUGAUGCGCAUUCCUCAACCUUGGUAGGACGACUGGGAGUGGGCUGGAAUGGGACGUGUCCCAACAGCGUGAGUGGCG